CCAGGACGGCUGCAUUUAUCAUUAUACUUGUUUAAUUGGUUUACGUAUUGCUUCGGGUUAGUGGUCUGUCUUGGUCAUUGUUAUUUCCUCGUGUGCAGUAAUAGAGCAACCUCGUGCUAGCUGGCUCCGUGCCACAUGCUGCCUGAAAGUGAGAAUCGUUAAAAUUACUGUAACGUAAUUUCGUUUUAGAAUUUUUUAUUUGUAAUCAAUUAUCACUGCUCGUGAGUCAUGUGACGGGUUCAUGGUCAAACCCUCUGUAAUAUUAAUGCAUGCCUGGUGGUGAGUAAAGUAGCUUUUUAGUGGGCAAUUAAACAAUAGUUUGUGAUUUAGUAAUAUUGUCGUCAUCUGACAUUGAAAUGAAUACUUUGACUAAUUGCGAUAAUGUUUUCUGGUUUAGUGCCGCAAUUAACCGAACCCACACUACGAGGAAAACAAUGGAACAAUAUACAAAUUAUGGAGUCGCACUAACGAGAGGACGCUGAAAUAUAUGUGUGCUCACGAGCUUGGAAUUUAUUCACAACUUUAGCUCCCCAAAAAUUAACCCUUGAGGAGACAAUCUUCAAGCCAUGAUGACAGCAGGAAGUGAACCGCGUCCCUUACUUAUCGUCGCUCACUGCCUUCUCCUCGUGACCUUGGGGGCGAGAGUGGUCUCCAGUGCGGAGGAAGUCGCCCCCACCUUGAGACGAACCUUCUCGGACGAGGAGCUCGUCAAUUUUUGCUCCACACGCCACACUGGCGCCCAGGCUGUCAAGCCACAUGGCUACAUCCACCCGAUCUACUGCUCUCGGUUCAUCAUGUGCGCAAAGCUCAAGAGUGCUGAGGGCAAGGAUCAGAUCAGCGCGGAAGAAAAAAUUUGUCCCCGUUGUCCAGAAAGCGUAACUAAGCUGGCCAAUGAUCCAAACCAACCUAGCAAGAAUCGAUCAUCUGCAGUUUGUAAAUUUGGACAUCUUCACUUUGACGAAGAGUCACAAACGUGUCGACCCCAAAAACGGCAAUGCAUUCAGAACGAGCUGCCGAGCAACAAUGUUUGGGGCCGGAAGGAUCUCAGCUCCGUCUGUGUCGAUGUUCCGAUUGGAAGCACUCAAACAUUUGCGGAUCCAUAUCAUUGCGGAAAAUAUGUGACCUGCCAUCGAGACAAGGACUACUUUAGGGAUUUGUGGAUUAGUGCGGAAGCCUGUCCGUCCUGCGAGUCCACCACGCCCGGCUGCCCCGACGGCUACAUGCACUACAACCCCAAUGGGACGGACGGACCCCACUCCCUCUGCCAUCUGACCAAUGUCCUCCCACCCGAAACUCCUCCGUGCAACCCAGAUACGAGGAAGACGCAUCCCAUUUCUGGAGGGGGCCCGGAAGUGCUCUCGUCCACCACUCCCCCCAUUCUCGACGUGCUGGAUAACAUCCCAAAAUCCUACGAAGUCUCCGCCGCCAAAACGUUUUGUAUCGAGAAGGAACAGGUGACGAAGCGCUACGCAGUCCCAGACAAGUGCAACUCGUACUUUUUCUGCUAUGCCGACUUAUACGACAGGGACGGGGACAUGCGGCCACUGAACAAAGUGCACCAUUUCCAAUUCAACUGCGACACUUGUUCCGAGAUCCAUUCAGAGUCGGGCGAUUGCAACGCGACGACGGGCGGUGAGACCAACUUUCUCCAGUUUGACUUUGAGCAGCAGACGUGCGUGGUGCCGACGAAUGGGACUUGCCUCCACGACGGGACUUUCAAAGUGAAUGAGGCCGAGGUUCAGGCGGAGAAAGUGGAGGUGGCGAAACACUCCUGGAAGGUGCCCAUGCUGAGCCAGGAGGAGGUGAAUGCCUUCUGCAAGGAGAAGGGCUCAGUCGCUGGCAAUUUUAAGCAUCCCAAGGACACCACGUGUGCCAGAUAUGUCGAGUGUUGGGAGACGAUGGGAGUGUACAAGGAGAAGGCGUGUCCCCAGUGCCACCACAGCUACAAAGGAAACAAGACGGCCUGUCCUGCUGGGCAUUUAUACUUUGAUCCCAGUUCGGGCACCUGCCAACCCGGAAAGAAUGACGCCGCGUGCAACCCCGAAGUUCCGGAACCCACGGUUCUGCCCGACCUGACCACGCCCUCCUCGAUGCAAUACGCCCCCGAGGACAAGGCUGACAUACCACUCGAGGAAAUUUCCGAUGAGCCCGUUCACCCUGACCUCAUGGCUUCCAAAGAGUGCAAUCUCAAAAACUACGUGCAACGUGGCUACUGCAAAAACUAUUUCACCUGCGACAGGAAAACCAGAAUGGAGAAGCAACACACAUGUUCAGGACGUUUGUACUGGAAUCCCGACGUCGGGACGGUUCACGGCGGGGUUUGCGACUUUCUCAGAAAUAUCGACAACUUCACGCUCUACCAAUACAAGAAGGAUCCAGGUUGCCCCCUCAAUCUGGCCUAUUUCCGCGUGGACGAGAAGGAGUGUUCCAACGUUUACUUUUACCACCAUCCUACCCGCACGGAGGGGAAAGAGGUGAAGCUAACCUGUCCGGAAGACUUGUUGUGGUCCAAGGAGGUCCAAACCUGUGUCAAAUGUCAUCAAAUCAUGAAAACGGACGGGGUCACUCCUUGCUGCGAAGGAGGACAGGCGGAGGCGGAGGAUGCAGAUUCGAGGAGAAAAAGGAAAAGGUGAUUGAUUCCGGGGAAAAAACUCCUCAUUUCUUAAACUCUUUGUGUUAAUUGUGCAAUAAAUCAUCUUGAGGUUGAGGUUGGGAAAUAAAGUUUUCAUUGUGAA
Molecule: messenger RNA, 2735 nt
Organism: Folsomia candida
Lineage: Eukaryota; Metazoa; Arthropoda; Collembola; Entomobryomorpha; Isotomidae
Exons: 4
Coding region: 567-2633 (688 amino acids)
Source: RefSeq, a predicted model, not a curated record